Messenger RNA from Hevea brasiliensis (rubber tree), 2144 nucleotides. Its product is annotated as ultraviolet-B receptor UVR8. The coding region runs from base 332 to 1804 and encodes 490 amino acids. The record is from RefSeq and is a predicted model, not a curated record. NCBI's taxonomy places the organism in Eukaryota, Viridiplantae, Streptophyta, Magnoliopsida, Malpighiales, Euphorbiaceae. The transcript has 8 exons.
UUCUCAGAUUCAUCUUUCCUCUUUUUCAGUUCCUUUAUUAAUGCACCAAAUUCCUCGUCAACCAUCAUUUGAUCUCAGUCAAUUUUCUUUCUUGUCUUUCAAUUUUCUUAGCAAACAAUUGCACAAACAUAACGUUACCCAUUGAAAAUUUGAUUUCUUUAUGUUAAAAUUUGUAAUGGGUCAAUAGAAACUCGAAUUCCAACUUCAAUUUGAUUUAGAACAUAUUUGAUUUCCAUAUUAAAUUAUCCUUCAAUCUCAUUUCGUUUUUAAUUUGUUGAUCAUAAUUUAUAAGGUUUUCUUUUGGUGCAUAAACCAAAUCACCCAAUCAUAAAUGGAUAUUGAUGAGAUUAUUGGGGAGACCGCAAGGUCUUCCAUGAACCUACCAACAAAGAGUGCAAUUUAUGUGUGGGGAUAUAAUCAGAGUGGGCAAACGGGUAGGAAGGGCAAGGAGCUCCAACUGCGGAUUCCAAAGCAGCUUCCUCCUGAGCUCUUUGGGUGCCCGGCCGCUGCCAAUGCUCGCUGGUUAGAUAUAGCUUGUGGCCGUGAGCACACUGCGGCGGUAGCCUCUGAUGGGUCGCUUUUCACUUGGGGUGCUAAUGAUUUUGGUCAACUGGGAGAUGGCACUGAGGAGGGUAGGAAGUACCCUAAAAAAGUCAAGCAAUUGGAGACUGAGUUUGUGAAAUCUGUAUCGUGUGGAGCACACUGUACUGCUGCUAUUGCAGAGCCUCGUGAUAAUGAUGGAACCAUCUCAACAAGUAGACUUUGGGUUUGGGGACAAAACCAAGGUUCAAAUUCUCCACGUUUAUUUUGGGGGGCCUUCUUGCCUAACACAAUUAUCCAUCAAGUGUCCUGUGGUGCAGUUCAUGUGGUGGCUUUGUCAGAGGAUGGCCUACUACAAGCUUGGGGCUAUAAUGAAUAUGGUCAGCUUGGCAGAGGUGUAACUUGUGAAGGACUCCAGGGAGCUCGUUUAAUAAAUGCUUAUGCAAAGUUUCUUGAUGAAGCCCCUGAGCUAGUGAAGAUUACCCUAGUGUCAUGUGGGGAGUACCACACAGCUGCCAUUUCUGAAAAAGGCGAGGUCUAUACCUGGGGGCUAGGAAAUAUGGGCCAACUUGGGCACACUUCUCUUCAGUCUGGGGAUAAAGAGCUACUGCCUAGGCAUGUGGUCGCCCUUGAUGGAAUUUCCAUAAAGGAAGUUGCAUGUGGAGGUGUACACACUUGUGCCGUGACUGAUAAAGGAGCUCUUUAUGCCUGGGGUGGUGGUCAAGCUGGUCAGUUAGGCCUUGGCCCCCAAAAUGGAUCAUUUUCAUUCAUUCCCAGUGAUACUGAAUCAUUUCUUCGAAAUAUCCCUGUGUUGGUGGUCCCAACUGGUGUGCAACUUGUUGCAUGUGGACAUUCUCACACACUUGUUUCUUUGAAGGAUGGAAGAAUACAUGGAUGGGGUUAUAAUAGCUAUGGACAGGCUGCUAAUGAGAAAGCUACAUAUGCUUGGUAUCCAUCACCAGUUGACUGGUGUGUAGGGGAAGUGCGAAAACUAGCAGCUGGUGGUGGCCAUUCGGCAGUUUUGACUGAUGCUUGUUCCUUGAAAGAGUUGUGUGAGUUUAGACUUGCAGAUAAUGUGACACUAUCAAAUGCUUUGGAGAUUGAGGAUGUUGCAUCCAGAACUGGAGCAGAUGCUUUAGCACGCCUUUGUGGAAGAUUGAGGUGUUGGAUUCUUGGGACCUUAUAUUUUGUCAUGCCUAUUCAUGGUGAAGAUGCUUUUUCAACCUACUCCUAUCUGCAGGGAGCAUUUUCCCGAUGGUGGUGAUAUAGAUUAUGAAGAUGAUGAAAUCAGCAGCGGGAAGAACUGAAGAAACAAAUAAACUUCAGUUUGGAGAUUGAUGAUCAUUGUGUUGUUACUAUGUAUUUCCUGUAUUACUUUGGUGCAAUUAGGACUGCAAAAUUGAUGAACUAUAUUAUUUCAGAUGACAAUGUAGAAUCUCUUGUAUUCUAUAAUAAGUAGUCUUUGCAUCAGUGUAUUUCUGGUCGGUCACCCAGAUAAUGGAUUACUGUAAAAUCAAGAUUCAUCUGUUUGAUGUGUGGACUUUUAAUUGGAUAUUCAUUAAGCUUAAACAUUUAUAAAAUAUGAUCAUUGUUGGAUUUUGACA